CAUUUCAUGUAGUUACCAAAAAAAGCAAAACUGAGAAAAGAAAAUAAAAAAUUGCAAAAGCAGAGAACGAACGAAAGAAAGAAGGAACGAAAAUGGAGACUCUGUUGUCAUCAUUUUUCGGAAAAAUUGGAGAAUUCUUGGCUACUCUUUGCGGAGAACAUGUUGGCUAUUUGAUUUCCUAUGAGAAGAACAUCACGAAAGUAAACGAGCAUUAUCAGACGCUACUUUUAAAGAAGGAGGCCGUGCAACAAUCCGUUGAAGGAGCCGAUUGGAAUCAAGAAGUAAUCGCACGUGAAGUUCAGACAUGGCAAACAAAUGUGGACAUAAGAAUUGAAGAGCUUCGGAAAUUCCUUGAAGAAGAUGUUAAAGCUAAUACGAUGUGCUUGAAUGGGUGGUGCCCAGACUUGAAGUUUCGUUACUCCUUAGGUAAGAAAUCUCAAAAGAAUACUGAAGCCAUAGAUGAGCUAUUACAAGAAGGUGAAAGAUAUGAUCGAGUGUUCAUUCGUGCUCCUCCGUUGGAAGUAGGAUCAACAUCCAAUGGACGCUUUAAGAAUUUCGAGUCAAGAAAGAAACAGAUUAAUCAAGUUUUGGAGGCUCUAAGGGAUGACAAGAUGGACAUGAUUGCGAUAUGUGGUAUGGGAGGCAUCGGGAAGACAGAAAUGGCCAAAGAGAUAGCCAAAAGAGUAAAAAGUGAUAAUUUAUUUGAUAAAGUUACAAUUGCAGUGGUGUCUCAAAAUCCAAACCUGAAGGAGAUUCAAGGCGAAAUUGCGGAGCACCUAGGCCCGAAACUUAAUGAUGAGACUUUACCAGGAAGAGCAAUUGAACUACAUUCAAGACUGGUGAACAGAGGUAAGGUCCUCAUAAUAUUGGAUGAUGUUUGGGAACCAUUGAAUCUCGAGGCUAUUGGAAUUCUUCAUGGAGAUAAAGAUAAUAGUUGGAAAAUCUUGCUUACCUCAAGAAAUCAACUAACUUGCAAUCAAAUGAAUACUCAGAAGAUUUUUCCAAUCGAACUCUUGUCUAAAGAAGAAGCAUGGAAUUUUUUUAGAGAGAUGGCAGGUGAUUCAUGUAUUGGUAGCCCCAGUCUACGACUAAAAGCCAAAAUGGUUGAAGAGGAAUGUGGACGUUUACCUAUUGCUAUUGCAACUGUUGGAAGUGCUAUGAGAAACAUUAGCAAUGAAGAUGAGUGGGAUGGCGCGCUUGAGCAGCUUAAAAAGUCUAUUCCACUUAAUAUCACUGGUCUAAAUGCAAGGGUCUAUGCCAGCAUAGAGUUCAGUUACAGUCAUUUAAAAAGUGAAGAAGCCAAGUCGUGCUUUCUUCUAUGUUGUUUGUUUCCAGAAGAUUAUAAUAUACCUAUUGAAGAUUUAGUAAGAUACGGAGUUGGGCGAAGGUUGUUUGUAGACAUUGAUACAAUAGCAGAAGCAAGGCGAAGAGUCCAUGCAAUUGUUCAUAAUCUUAAAAGAUCAAAUCUAUUGCUAGAUAGUUGGCAAAAAGCAUUCAUUAAAAUGCAUGAUGUUGUAAGAGAUGUUGCCAUAUCAAUUGCAUCCAGAGAUGAAAAUGGUUUUAUGGUCAGAUGUGAUGUUGGACUUAAAGAAUGGCCACAUAAGGAUACAUAUGAAGGCUUUGCCGCAAUUUCUCUUAUGCUUGGAAAAAAAACAAAACAUCCCGAAGGGUUGAAGUGUCCUAGACUUCAGCUUUUGCAACUGUCAUCUUCCAUUUUUCGACUCCCACCUAAUAUGUUUGACGGAAUGAAGGAAAUAAGAGUGUUGUCUUUAGAAAGAAUGUCUUUGAAACCAUUGCCACCAUCAAUUCAGGUCCUUAAGAAUCUUCGAAUGUUGAAGUUGGAGAAUAUGUACCAUUUAAAAAAUGUGUCGGUAAUUGGAGCGCUUGAGAAACUAGAAAUGUUGAGCUUUUGUGGUUCUGAAAUCGAAGAGGUUCCGAAGGAAAUAGGAAAUCUUAGUCAGCUGAAGUUGCUAGAUCUAUCGAGAUGCUUUUAUCUUGAGCGAAUUGCAGCUGGUGUCCUAUCAUGUUUAUCUCGACUGGAAGAAUUGUACGCGUAUGAAUUUGAGAAUUGGAAAUCUACAGGAGAAAAUGGAGGAGGAACAGAUAAUGCAAGCCUUGCCGAAAUAAUCCUGUAUUCCCAUCAAAUGAUGGCUUUAGAAAUUUCUCUGCCAAGUAUAAAGUUCUUGCCACAAGACUUGCACUUCAGAAACCAAAAGAUGAAAUUUAGGAUAAAAUUUGCACCUUGGAAUGGUGAAGAAAAAUGGAGAAAUUUAAGGGUUCAUACCAAAGAAAAGCUAGAAAUGAGAUAUUUUUCAGAAGAGGACGAAUUGAGACUCGAUGGUGACGCAAGAGAUAUUGUGGAAAAGCGGGCGAAUAUUGCUCCACUAUUGGAUAAAUCUCAAGUUUUGAUAUUGAAGAAUAUAAAAAACUCAAAAAAUAUUUUGCAUGAUUUAGACCGAAAAGGUUUUCCAUACUUGAAGGAUCUUCGAGUUGCUCGAUGUGAAGAUUUAGAAUAUUUGCUCGAUGUCAGACCAGACGACACUCUACAUGUUGUUGCCUUCCCUCUCUUGGAGUCACUAAAGCUCUCUCGGUUGGCUAAUUUAAAAGAGAUAUAUUAUAGCAAAGUCUCGGAGAGGCCCUUUAGUAGUAGAGGUGCCCUCAACAACCUAAGAUAUCUUCGGUUACGUCACUGCAAGAGUUUGAAACAUGUCUUUUCAGUGCCCAUAGCGAGCAGUUUGGUUCAACUCCAAGAUUUAGACAUAAGUUAUUGUCGAAAUAUAGAACAAAUUUUCUCUUUGGAAGGCGGAGAACAUAAGAAGGCAUUUUUUGAAAUGAAUUUGCCGAAAUUGAAGAAAAUGAGUCUCUGGGAACUACCAAUGCUCAUUGGUUUUUGUAAAGCAAUGGAUCCUAUUGAUGAGAUAAAAGGAUCUUCUAUCACUGAACUAUUUUCAUCCAACACCAUUUCUUGGAUACCCAAUUUAGAAGAACUUGAAGUUGUGCAUUCAGAUAGGCUACAAGUGCUAUUUAAUCUGGAACUAGAAGGACAAAAGGUCAAAGAGAAAUGUACACUUUCUCAAUUGACAACUCUGUCCUUACACAGUUUAUCGGCAUUGACACAUGUGUGGAAGAAUAUUCCGCGAGGAUUUCAAGGCUUUCACAAUUUGGUGGAAAUUGCAAUCAAUAGUUGCGAUAAUCUAACAUAUUUGUUUUCAACUUCUGUUGCGAAACUGCUUGUACAACUUCAAUCAGUAUAUAUUUUGCAUACCAAUCUGAUGGAAAAUAUUAUUCAAAGAGAGCAAGAAGCUGGAGAUGAAAGGGAAACAGAUGUGAUUGUAUUCCCUAAACUCAGUACCUUCGAACUAAGGGGAGCACUGAAUUUCGCGAGUUUUAAUACGGAAGCCUGUCCUAUUAAAUUGCCAUCCAUAAUAAGCAUCAGUUUGGGGAAUUGUCCAAAAUUGAAGACAUUUGGGUUAGAAACUCAGAGCCGAAGAAAACCAAAGAAAAUGGACACAAAACUGGAUUCAAGAGUAGUACGAGAUUCCCUUGAUUUUCUUGAGUCAUGUGUACCACAUCGCAAGAAUUAUAAACGGGAGGUUGUGUCAGAUCAAAGCAUCAGCAAGAGAUCCAAAGGAAGCUCCUCUGUAGGGCGAACUAAACACUACAAGCAUGGACAAAUACCAAAUGAUCCUGCAAUCACAGAGGUUACAUUGACUAAGCAAGAGCAAAGUGUGGCUCUUAUCCAAUCCAACUUGGUUGAGACUUUGCAAAAUCUAGAAAGACUUGAUGUAAAUGCUUGUGAUUUAUUGGAAGUGAUAUUUCAACUGGAGGGACUGCAUGUUGAGGAAAGCCAGCUUGUCUUCGACAAUUUGACAGAGUUAAGUUUAUUCUCCUUAUCGAAGUUGGUGCAUAUAUGGAAGAAGGGUCCACAAGAAAUUAGAGGCUUCGGUAACUUGAAAAUUCUACGAGUCGAAGGGUGUGACAGUUUGAAAUACUUAUUCUCACCAUCUGUAGCUAAACUUCUCGUGAAAUUAGAGGAAAUGGAAAUUUCGAACUGCCAGGAAAUGGAUAAAAUCCUUGCAAAAGGAUUAGGAGAAGAAGAAGAGAGAGAGGUGAUUGUAUUUCCCAGAGUGAUUUCCCUCUCACUCGAGGAUUUACCAAAAUUAGAGUGUUUUUGCAACGAAGCAAAUGCUUUUGACUGGCCGUCCCUGGAGAAAAUAAGAAUAGUUAGAUGCAAGAGCUUGAAAAUGUUUGUCCCAACAGAGAUGAAAACUCCUAAACUACAAGGAGUACAUACAAAUGAUCACUGGAACAGUACCUUGCAGCCCAUGGUAGGAGUAGACCUCAAUGCCACCAUACAACACAUGAUCAUCAAAGGAAAGGCCGACUCCGAUGACGAGGACUCCAAUGAAAUUAUCUAUGCUUCAUCAUCUUCUGAGGACGUAGAUUUCGAAGGUGACGAGACGGAUAGAGACCGUAUUCAAGUCAUAGAUAAUGCGCUGCAGGAGUCAGAUAAUGUGGAGAGUCCAAAUAAGGACCUAGAUUAGAUUGCUGCUUGUGUUUAAGCUGAGGAGAUGUUGGUAGAAGAAGGACUUCUGGUGUUCUUAGUUUUAAUGUCUUUGAGUUUUAUUAAUAUCUUGAGUUUCAGUAAGAUUUAUGAAAUUAUUGGUUGGGUUGUUAUGACUACCGAGAGAUUACAGACUCCUUAGUUUAUUUUAGCUGCAGUAAUGACUUUGUGGAGUUUUCAAUGUGGUUAUUUAGAACUCUUGAUAUUGAGUUUUGCUAUUAAAGAUUUGAGUUUUAUUU
Juglans regia (Persian walnut) is the source of this 4803-nucleotide messenger RNA. Its product is annotated as disease resistance protein At4g27190-like. The transcript is spliced from 6 exons. NCBI's taxonomy places the organism in Eukaryota, Viridiplantae, Streptophyta, Magnoliopsida, Fagales, Juglandaceae. The record is from RefSeq and is a predicted model, not a curated record. Bases 93 to 4544 code for a protein of 1483 amino acids. Gene Ontology annotation, molecular function: ADP binding.